AUCAAAGGCAGAUCUUGAUCAAGAUUCUAUAUUUCUGGCUUUUUAGUUUGGUACUCAGGAACUGCUGCCUAUUGGCGAGUAGGGCUGCGACUCAAAUUUGUGCUAGAUAUAUUAAUGGUUUACUCUACUCAUGCAUGGGAGGUUUAACUAUCCAAAUCUGCUCUAUAGUGCUAUGAACUGCCGCUAUGUAUUGUUUUUCAAUGCCCAUUACAUUUUGGAUAAUUAGUGGUCAGCUGUCUACCCUCACCCUGUACUCUCAAAUAUUCAUCAUAGUGAAGAAUAUCUCUUAAGCUGAGAAGCCAACUGUGUCGUCAUGUACAUUUUGGAUCAAGGUUCAUGGAAAGGGAGGUUUAACUAUCCAAAUCUGCUCUGUAGUGCUAUGAACUGCCGCUAUGUAUUGUUUUUCAAUGCCCAUUACAUUUUGGAUGAUUAGUGGUCAGCUGUCUACCCUCACCCUGUACUCUCAAAUAUUCAUCAUAGUGAAGAAUAUCUCUUAAGCUGAGAAGCCAACUGUGUCGUCAUGUACACUUUGGAUCAAGGUUCAUGGAAAGCCAACUCAUCUGCUGCAUCCACCAAAGUGCAUUAAAGCAAAGACUACUUGAUAUGGAGGACAUGCACAAAAUGUGCAACUAUUACUGCUAGAUCACAGCCUGACAGAAUGUGGUCUAGAAAGAAACAAAAAAUUGUCAUUUCUGUUAUAGAAAUAAAAUCAAAAGAAUCUAGCAACAUGGGGGAGGGGCCUUCUGAAGAAUUAAAAGAUUCACUAAGACAAGCAAGUGCUUACGUGGACAAUUGUCAGUAUGAAGAUGCUUUUGUACUUCUGGAGAAGCUUGAACAGCAGUUUCCUGGCAUUAAAGAUGUUUCUGAGCUUGUAUCUGUAGCUGAAAUUUGCUUUGCUGCAACUAAGACAUCUUGUUCCUGCACAAAGCCACAGAAAUCAAAGACCCUUGAUUGGUAUGUCAUUUUGAAGGUAGAGGAGAAUGCAGAAAUUGAUGUGAUACGAAGAAGAUACCGCCGACUUGCAUUGUUACUUCAUCCAGACAAGAACAAACAUCCAAAAGCAGAGGCUGCAUUCAAACUUGUUUCUGAGGCUUACGCAUGUCUGUCUGACAAAAAAAAACGAGCACUGUACAACGUAGAAAGGUCAAAACUAAGCUGUAAGAGAUGCUCACAAAAAGUGCAGAAUUCAAAAGGUACCUUUGGAUCAUCAACUUCUGAUCAGGUUGAACAUGAGCAGAAAUAUUCAAAAACAUGGAGGCUUUUUGUGGAAAAGGAUGCAACGUAUUCUGACAGAAUGUCUGAUGAGGAAAAACUCCAAAUGUUCCGGGAAAGAGCUAGAGUGAGAGUUGAUUCAACAGCUCAGGCAUGGCAAGAACGACGAGCUAGAUUUAAAGAGGAGUUCCAUAUUGUGAACAAUGCUUUUCAGUCCAAUAGAGUGGAAAGAAAAGAAUUUCCCACGUUUGAUGCAAAUGAAUGCUUGUUUCCUAGCUAUCCACAUCUAAGAAUGCCAAUGGAGAUGAAAACAAGCACAGAUAUUCCCAUUUUCAAGAAUUCAGAAGACAGGUUCUUCUGCUAUAACCAAGAGAGAAAUGAAUCUACAUAUGAAGUAAGAGGUCGUUACAGAAGAGAGAAGUUAGAAACACCAAUCUAUGAAGAGUCAACAAGCAAGAAGGUCCCUUUCUCUGUAUUCAAGAAAAAUAUCCUUCGUAAAGAUGUGAAAGAAAUUCUCAAGGAAAGAAAGUCAUUUUGCAGGGAGUCUUCCAGUAGUCCACGAAACUUAGAUGGACUGUUCCGGAAGUUGCAAGCAGAGAGUGGUUCUGAUGCACGACAUGGAUUUUUCCGUGACUCUGACAUUUUUAGAAAAUACAAAAUGGAUGACAAUAAAAACUCUAUCAAUGUAAAAAAUAAGUAUCACAAAAGGGGUACAGAGAUCUCAGAUACAGAUGAGGAAAGCGAAGAGACCUUUGAUUGGUAUGAUAAUUCUUGUAAGAGUAGUGGCCUACAUUGUGCUGUUGAGGAUGAAUUCAAUUUGGUGAAGAAGAAGCUGCAAGAAGAGUCUGAGUUCAAUCUACAAAGAAAAGAUUUUUAUUGCUUUCCAGAAGGAUGUGAUAGAUCAUUCAAGGGUGCAGGUAAUGUGGGUUGUGAGGAGAAUGUAAGGAAGUCAGAAGAAUUGUUAAAGACUUUGGGACAUUUGAGGGAGGAGGCAAAAGAUGUGGCUGCAACACUUGAUGAGCUUAGGAAGAGUGUGGGGUCAGAGGAGGAUCAUGGUGUUCGCAACCUUUUCUGUCAGAAAUUUCCAGUUGCAGCAGAAUCCUAGUUAUAUUAUUUCCUAAUUUUCUUUUCUUUAAUCCAUUAUGUACUUGCCUCUGUGCUCAACUAAAAUGCUCUUAACUUCAACGUUUAUAGGACAUUGAUCAUUUUAUCAUUUUGUUCAAUAUUACCUUGUAGUAAAUGCAAUCGAGAUAUUCCAUCAUAUAGGCAAGUAGAUUUCAAGUAAGGCUUGAUAAAAGUUUCAAAAUAUAGAAGAAUAUAUGGGAGCUUUGCAGAGAA
Cryptomeria japonica (Japanese cedar) is the source of this 2550-nucleotide messenger RNA. RefSeq lists its product as uncharacterized. The record is from RefSeq and is a predicted model, not a curated record. The transcript is spliced from 5 exons. The coding region runs from base 659 to 2317 and encodes 552 amino acids. NCBI's taxonomy places the organism in Eukaryota, Viridiplantae, Streptophyta, Pinopsida, Cupressales, Cupressaceae.